UCCCAAUAAACACUGCAGGCUAUUGUUCCGAUACCCAGAAGUCCAAGCAUUUUUGACGAGUUGCAUGUACCAGUAAAACUCCCCUUUACCAGACUGUAUCGAGAGACAUUUCUUAAACGUCUUGGCACAACGAGUAUGGUAACGUAUCAGACAAUUUCGGUAUGGGCAGGUCUCCUGACUGUGUACCUGCUCUGCUUUGCUUUCAUUGCUUUCGUUGGAUAUUGUCUUUACGUGAGACGUAUUCACAAGAAAUAUGACCACAUUCCCGGACCUCCAAGAGACAAUUUUUUGCUUGGCCAUGUUCCGACGUUUCUGAGAGAAACGAAUUCGGAGCGUGUCAUACACGACAAGUUCCUCGAAUGGGCUGAAACGUAUGGCCCAGUCUACAGAAUUAACAGCUUUCAUGGUGUGGCACUAGUGGUCAGCUGCCCGGAGGCUACAAAGGAGUUUUUAAUGUCCCCCAAGUAUUCCAAAGAUCCUUUUGUCUACAAACGUCUGUUCAACUUGUUUGGAAGAAGGUUCCUGGGAAAUGGACUUGUGACUGCUAUGAAUCAUGACAUCUGGUACAAGCAGCGCAGAAUCAUGGACCCUGCUUUCAGCAGCUCUUACCUGCGAGGUUUAAUGGGCACCUUCAACGAGAGGGCUGAGCGUCUUAUGGAGAGGCUGGAGGAGAUAGCAGAAGAGCGGAUAACUGCCAACAUGCACCAGUUGGUCAAUUGUGUCACACUGGAUGUUAUUUGCAAGGUGGCUUUUGGGGUUGAUUUGGACUUGCUGAAGAAUUACAACUCCCCCUUCCCAAGUGCCAUAGAACUUUGUUUGCAGGGCAUGGUUCACUAUAUUAGAGAUCCAUUCUUCACACUCUUCCCUAGGAACAAAAAGAAAGUGCAGGAGAUUAAAGAAGCUGUUAAACUUCUACGUACAACUGGAUCCCAGUGGAUAAAUCAGAGGAAAAGCGCUGUGGAAAAUGGCGAUGAUGUCCCCAAAGACAUUCUUACCCAGAUCCUGAAAACGGCUGAGGAACUUGAGGCUAAUAAUGAGGAAGACCAUGAAUUGAUGCUUGACAAUUUUGUGACUUUCUUUAUUGCAGGACAGGAAACAACAGCCAAUCAGCUUUCAUUUGCCAUCAUGGAGCUAGGGAAGCACCCAAAAAUAUUAGAAAGGGCUAAAGAGGAAGUCGAUGAGGUUCUUGGAACAAAACAAGAAAUUCUGUAUGACGAUCUUGGAAAACUGACUUACUUGUCCCAGGUCUUGAAGGAAACACUCCGCCUAUACCCCACUGCACCUGGCACGUCUCGCUGGCUCCAUGAGGACACUGUCAUCAGUGGAGUUAAAGUCCCAGCAGGAUGUGCACUUAUUUUCAGUUCUUAUGUCUCAUCAAGAAUGGAAAAAUCCUUCAAAGAUCCACUGAAGUUUGAUCCAGACAGAUUUGACCCAAAUGCUGCUAAACCAUAUUUCUGCUACUACCCAUUUGCCCUUGGUCCACGGUCCUGUCUUGGGCAGACUUUUUCACAAAUGGAGGCUAAAGUUGUGCUUGCAAAAAUUCUUCAGAGGUUUGAGUUCAGUCUUGUGCCUGGACAGUCUUUCAAUAUAAAGGAUACAGGCACUCUUCGCCCUGAGAGUGGAGUGCUGUGCAAGAUCAAAUAUUGUUCUCAGGGCAAGAAUUAAGUAUUUGGCUUACUGGAGAUAAAUAAUAUGCUAUCCUUACCAGUUUGAGCACCAUGCAAUAAUAUUUGCCUAUUUACUAUUAACCGAGGGAAUGUUUUCUGAAUGUGUGCCUUCGAAGCACUAUUCAUUGGAUCUAUAAUAUUCAUAGGAGCUAUAAGUAUAACCAUAAGAUGGCAGUGUAACCAUUUUUUACUGCCAUCUGCCUCAUUGAUCUAGUAUUGUAUUGCAUUGGUAAGUGGCUUUUUGCCCAAGUCUCUGGGAUUUUGCUUCUGUAUGGCUUUCAGUGAAUAAAACAUACAAAAAGUGACUUUCCUUUA
Molecule: messenger RNA, 1982 nt
Organism: Pygocentrus nattereri (red-bellied piranha)
Lineage: Eukaryota; Metazoa; Chordata; Actinopteri; Characiformes; Serrasalmidae
Product: cholesterol 24-hydroxylase
Exons: 15
Coding region: 136-1665 (509 amino acids)
Biological process (GO): cholesterol catabolic process
Molecular function (GO): cholesterol 24-hydroxylase activity; heme binding; iron ion binding
Source: RefSeq, a predicted model, not a curated record